GCUGCUGGUGCUGUAGUGAUGCAGGCCUGUGAUAUUGGAGAAGAUGGCUUAUUUGGUUUUGACUUGCAUAGUGAUGGUGAAGGUCAAAGGCACUUGAAUGCUUCAAUCAAAGAGAAAGAAACUGAUCAUGCAUUUGGUACAAAUGGAUCUAUUAUUGGUUUUCCACCAAAAGGUUCCUCUUACUCUUGCAUCCAGAUGAAUGGUAAAGAGGUCUUUAGAUUUGCUGUUCGUGUUGUGCCACAAUCAAUUGAAGCAGCUUUGGAGAACGCAGGUCUUCCUGGGUCCAAAAUUGAUUGGCUGCUUCUCCACCAG
This is a messenger RNA of Nicotiana tabacum (common tobacco), 312 nucleotides long. The record is from RefSeq and is a predicted model, not a curated record. Lineage: Eukaryota; Viridiplantae; Streptophyta; Magnoliopsida; Solanales; Solanaceae.